Molecule: messenger RNA, 531 nt
Organism: Lactuca virosa
Lineage: Eukaryota; Viridiplantae; Streptophyta; Magnoliopsida; Asterales; Asteraceae
Source: the annotation of a GenBank genome assembly
AUGCUAAAGAAGAUUGAUCCAUCGAAUUCUGUUCCAGUUGCUUAUUUGAAACAAAUCAACCCUUCUGUUAUUACUAGUGUUUUGUUGUCUCAAGAAGACACUGGUCCGUCCAAGAAAUCGCAGAAAACCAAGAAGGAGGUUAAAGAAGGUGUUGACAAGAAAAGUCCAAAAAAAGGUAAAUCUAAAUCUCUGAAAAAGACUGCUGAUAAGGAGACGGGGUCAAAGAAAGGUGAAAAGUCUGUGGAAAAUGUUGUUGCUGAAUCUUCGAAGGAAUUAAUCUCUUCGAAAUCUGGGGUAUUCAAGCGAUUAAAGAAAAUGUCUCAUAAGUCCCAAACUUCCUUAGAAGAUCAAUCUCAACUUAUUCGCAAAGCUCAAUUGAAUAGGAACGGGGUUAAAGUUUGUGAGAUUCCAGAUCCUGUUUCUCCUUCAUCAAAGAAACGAAGAGUUGAAGACGUGGCGAAACAUAUUUCAAAGAAGAUAAAGAAGAGGAAGUUGUUUCUUCAAAACGAAUCUUCAGAAGACAACGAAUAG